Xenopus tropicalis (tropical clawed frog) is the source of this 3096-nucleotide messenger RNA. RefSeq names its product Myb/SANT DNA binding domain containing 3 (gene msantd3). NCBI's taxonomy places the organism in Eukaryota, Metazoa, Chordata, Amphibia, Anura, Pipidae. The record is from RefSeq and is marked validated.
CGGGAUUAGCUGUCAGUAAGAAGCCAAGGAGCAAGGGAUCUGGAAAUUAAUGGCGUUGCGGGACGGUUAAGCAGGAAUCCGGGACUGCGGGUUUUGUUAAGAAAAUCUGGACUGUCUGUCGAACAGAGGGGCUGUUGGGCGGAAGUCUGCCUUACAGUUAAAAAUGCAAAACAACGAAAUUCUAAAGCCUGCCAAGUACUUCUCGGAGUUGGAAAAGAGUGUUUUACUAGCUCUGGUGGAAAAGUAUAAGUAUGUCCUAGAAUGUAAGAAAAGUGAUGCUCGAACUAUUGCCCUAAAGCAGCGCACAUGGCAGGCUUUAGCCCACGAAUAUAACUCCCAGCCCAGUGUGUCGCUUAGGGAUUUUAAGCAGCUGAAGAAAUGCUGGGAAAACAUCAAAGCUAGGACCAAAAAGAUUAUGGCCCAUGAAAGGAGGGAAAAGGGAAAACUUUUUGGCCCAGAGUCUAAUAGUCAUCAAGCACUGAAAGAAAAGGUUGCAAGUAUGAUUCCUGAGCAGCUCUAUUUUGUACAAAACCAGCCCGAUGAUGAAAGAGGAUACAAUCAUGAUACUUCCAACCAAGAAAUGGACUGCAAGAGAGUCAGUCUGUUGGAUCUGGAGGUUCUUAUUGAUGAACAAGGAAAAAUUCAGACCAAACCUUUCAGGAAAGUGCCUGAAACAAAUUCGUUAUGUGAUGAUGGCUCACCUCCCCAGUCCAUAGAUAAAGCUUUUCCAAAUGGAGAUCUGGAACUUCUCAUCGAUGAACAAGGUAAAAUCCAAGCAGAACCAAUUCGUAAAGUGCCUGUCACGGAUUCACAGUGUGCACAGGGCUCGCCUUCAAGCUCCAUUAAGACAGAAUCCUUUGUUGUUCCUGAAAGAGAUGUAUAUGAAGAUCAAAAUUCUAUAGUCAACAUGCACAGUUCUGAAAGCUCUCUUCAUUCUACACCUUUAUUCCCAUCCUCCAAAAUAUCUGCUAACAGGACCUAUGGCCGCAAGCCAUCACAAAAUGGCAUUUUUACAAAGAUGCAUGAAGAGCAACACCACCAGCAGAUGUCUAUCCUUCAGCUGCAGUUGAUCCAAAUGAAUGAAGUGCAUGUGGCAAAGGUACAGCAGAUUGAGAGAGAGUGUGAGAUGGCUGAGGAGGAACAUCGGAUAAAGAUGGAGAUCCUGAAUAAAAAGAAAAUGUAUUGGGAAAGGAAAUUGCAGACAAUCACCAAGGAGUGGCCAGUAGCAUCAUUUAACAGGCCUUUUCCUAACUCACCCUGACUGAUGUUGGCAAGAAAGUUUAAUUCUUAGAACUUCAUUGUGAGCAGGUUUUAUAAACAUCUGCUAAUGUGUUGAACAGUCAGUAGGCCCAAACACUGGCAAUGGUUACUUUGUAGGAACAUAUAGAAACUGAAAAGAAAACUGGGGUAAAAAUGUUUUUGGGACAUUGGAGGAGCUGGUAUCGGUAACAAUGUUAUUUGGCUCUUUAGUAGUAUUAAAGAAAGAAAAUGAAUGUGCAUCCAGCCUUCUUCUGCAAGAGUCCUGCUUAUGUUAAAAUAAGCUGUACACUCACCAAGUCAAGUGACCACUAAGUCACCAGUCAGGAGAUUGUUUAAAUGUUGUUGUAGAAUGACACCACUUUUGUACAGCUCAGUUAUUUUACCCUUCCACAACAAUGUUUACAUGAUCCUCAGGUAAAAGGUAAGUGUAUAAGAAACGUCUCUAUAAGGUAUUUUAUGGUAUUUAUUUUAAUAUGAGGCCAAAGGCCCUAAACCAUUUUGUCUUAUUUAUAAAGCAUUAACUGAUUUAGAAAUUGGGUUUGCAGUGGAAAGGUGUAACAUUCUGAUAAUAAAGCAUAGAUUAUAUUUUCUGGCUUCUCUAGCCACGUAGUAAUUUAGUAGGUCACCUCAACUGUUACAGACAAUUAUGUUUUAGUAUUUUCAUCUUUUUCCAAAAGCUAACAUGUUGGUUUACGAAUUAAACAAAGGAAAAAUUAACUCCUGAAUGGGUUCAUAUAAAUAUAGAUUUCUCUUGAAAAAUCUGCCCCUGAUUCUCUUCAUUUUUUUUUUAUAGGAUUGCAUUAAAUUGUUCCGUACAGUGAUUUCAGUUGUAACCUGAAUGUUACAAGCUUGGCUGCCUUCACAUGGCACUGCUGAAGACUCCUAGGACUCCCACAUUAUUUUGUAAAGGAAGAGGAUCACAUGGCUAAUCUCCAAAAAUGUACAUACUCCACAAGCUGUAUAAAGGCCUUAAAGGAGAAGGAAAGGCAUUUUAUUCCCAAUAGAUUAGUCACAUUAGUGCAAUCUAGAUUGAUAUAUUUAUUCUGCAGAAAGCUUUACCAUUAGUGAUGAGCGAAUCUGUCCCGUUUUGGUUCAGCAUUAAGUCAGCGGAUAUUUUUUUGACACAACCGCACUGAUUUUGACGAGACCACAACUUUUUUGAUGCGUGACAAAUUAUUCCAGAGCCAAAUUUUUUCACCUCUUUCACGAAACAAUCCGCCAGUGGUGAACGGAAAUUUGCAGCAAAUCCAUGCCUGCUGAAAAAUUUCAUUCAUCACCAUUUUUCCAUGUUUACCAUACCUGAGUAAACAGCUCUCGAAGCUCCCUCUCUUUUAGCUUGGUCUCCAUAGCUUCUAUGUUGCAGCUUUAGGGGCUGGUAGCUCAGAUCACACAUUCUGAUGGGUGGGGGAGUGAAUUCAUAUGGGAGGGGGGAGCAGGAAAUGGGAGAGAGGAGGAUUUUUCUCAGAGAGGAAGUCCAAUAUCGAAGUACAUGUGUACACAAAAGAAGACAAGAAAUCUGUGUUUCUUUUGAUAGAGGACUAGCUUCUUUGAGUGCCUAUGUCUGUAUUUACAUAGACCUUUCUGAUAAAGCUUACUUAGUUUUUACCUUUCCUUCUCCUUUAAGGAGUGCUUUGCAAAGAUUGUAUAUACAGUCAUUAUGGCAACAAACUGAAACAUUGUUUAGUUUCUUUUGAUUUUAAUUAAGGCAAGAGGUUGAGCAAUUUCCUCCAAAUGCAAUACGGGUGGCUGAAAGUAUAAAUGCUUUCUAGAGAAGACUUUUUAAGUUAUUGGUGUUGAUAGAUUAUUUUCCCUGCAAUAAAAAUUGCUACAAAUUGC